This is a messenger RNA of Rangifer tarandus platyrhynchus (Svalbard reindeer), 3216 nucleotides long. The record is from the annotation of a GenBank genome assembly. NCBI's taxonomy places the organism in Eukaryota, Metazoa, Chordata, Mammalia, Artiodactyla, Cervidae.
AUGACGUCUCCAGCCAAAUUCAAAAAGGAUAAGGAGAUCAUAGCAGAGUACGAUACUCAGGUCAAAGAGAUCCGUGCUCAACUCACAGAGCAGAUGAAAUGUCUAGACCAGCAGUGUGAGCUCCGGGUACAGCUGUUGCAGGACCUCCAGGACUUCUUCCGUAAGAAGGCUGAGAUCGAGAUGGACUACUCCCGCAACCUGGAGAAGCUGGCAGAGCGCUUCCUGGCCAAGACGAGGAGCACCAAGGACCAGCAGUUCAAGAAGGAUCAGAAUGUUCUCUCUCCAGUCAACUGCUGGAAUCUCCUCUUAAACCAGGUGAAGCGGGAGAGCAGGGACCACACCACGCUGAGUGACAUCUACCUGAAUAAUAUCAUUCCUCGAUUUGUCCAAGUCAGCGAAGACUCAGGAAGACUCUUUAAAAAGAGUAAAGAAGUCGGCCAGCAGCUCCAAGAUGAUCUAAUGAAGGUCCUGAAUGAGCUCUACUCGGUCAUGAAGACAUAUCACAUGUACAAUGCCGACAGCAUCAGUGCUCAGAGCAAGCUAAAGGAGGCGGAGAAGCAGGAGGAGAAGCAAAUUGGAAAAUCUGUGAAGCAGGAGGACCGGCAGACCCCACGCUCCCCUGACUCGACGUCCAACGUCCGCAUUGAGGAGAAGCAUGUCCGGAGGAGCUCGGUGAAGAAGAUCGAGAAGAUGAAGGAGAAGCGCCAAGCCAAGUAUACGGAAAAUAAGCUGAAGGCCAUUAAAGCCCGGAAUGAGUACUUACUGGCCUUGGAAGCCACCAAUGCCUCUGUCUUCAAGUACUACAUCCACGACCUGUCUGACCUUAUUGAUCAGUGCUGUGACUUAGGAUACCACGCCAGCCUGAACCGCGCGCUGCGCACCUUCCUCUCUGCCGAGCUGAACCUGGAACAGUCGAAGCACGAGGGUCUGGACGCCAUCGAGAACGCUGUAGAAAACCUGGACGCCACCAGUGACAAGCAGCGCCUCAUGGAGAUGUACAACAACGUCUUCUGUCCGCCGAUGAAGUUUGAGUUCCAGCCCCACAUGGGAGACAUGGCAUCCCAGCUCUGUGCCCAGCAGCCCGUCCAGAGUGAGCUGGUACAGAGAUGCCAACAACUGCAGUCUCGCUUAUCCACGCUGAAGAUCGAGAAUGAAGAGGUAAAGAAGACGAUGGAGGCCACUCUGCAGACCAUCCAGGACAUUGUGACCGUCGAGGAUUUCGAUGUCUCUGAUUGCUUCCAGUACAGCAACUCUAUGGAAUCCGUCAAGUCCACGGUCUCAGAAACUUUCAUGAGCAAACCCAGCAUCGCCAAAAGGAGGGCCAACCAGCAGGAGACGGAGCAGUUCUACUUCACGAAAAUGAAGGAGUACCUGGAGGGCAGGAACCUCAUCACCAAGCUACAAGCCAAGCACGACCUUCUCCAGAAAACCCUGGGAGAGAGUCAGCGGACAGACUGCAGUCUGGCCAGGCGUAGCUCAACGGUGAGGAAACAGGAUUCCAGCCAGGCAAUUCCUCUGGUGGUAGAAAGCUGUAUCCGGUUUAUCAGCAGACACGGGCUCCAGCAUGAAGGAAUUUUCCGGGUGUCAGGAUCCCAGGUGGAAGUGAAUGACAUCAAAAAUGCCUUUGAGAGGGGAGAGGACCCCCUGGCUGGGGACCAGAAUGACCACGACAUGGACUCCAUAGCCGGCGUCCUGAAGCUGUACUUCCGGGGGCUGGAGCACCCGCUCUUCCCCAAGGACAUCUUCCACGACCUGAUGGCCUGCGUCACAAUGGACAGCCUGCAGGAGCGAGCUCUGCACAUCCGGAAGGUCCUCCUGGCCCUCCCCAAAACCACUCUGAUUGUCAUGAGAUACCUCUUUGCCUUCCUCAAUCAUUUAUCACAGUUCAGUGAAGAGAACAUGAUGGACCCCUACAACCUCGCCAUCUGCUUCGGGCCCUCACUGAUGUCGGUGCCUGAGGGCCACGACCAGGUGUCCUGCCAAGCGCACGUGAACGAGCUGAUCAAAACCAUCAUCAUCCAACACGAGAAUGUCUUCCCCAACCCCCGGGAGCUGGAGGGCCCCGUCUACAGCAGAGGAGGGAGCACGGAGGAUUACUGUGACAGCCCUCACGGAGAGACUACCUCGGCUGAAGACUCAACCCAGGAUGUGACCACAGAGCACCACACCAGUGAUGACGAGUGUGAGCCCAUCGAGGCCAUUGCCAAGUUUGACUAUGUGGGCCGCACAGCCCGAGAGCUGUCCUUCAAGAAGGGGGCAUCUUUGCUGCUUUACCAGCGGGCUUCCGACGACUGGUGGGAAGGCCGGCACAACGGCAUCGACGGUCUCAUCCCCCAUCAGUACAUCGUGGUCCAAGACACCGAGGACGGUGUCGUGGAGAGGUCCAGCCCCAAGUCUGAGAUUGAGGUCAUUUCUGAGCCACCUGAAGAAAAGGUGACAGCCAGAGCGGGGGCCAGCUGUCCCAGUGGGGGUCAUGUAGCCGAUAUUUAUCUUGCAAACAUCAACAAGCAAAGGAAGCGGCCAGAAUCUGGGAGCAUCCGGAAAACGUUUCGGAGCGAUGGCCACGGGCUGAGCAGUUCCCUGACUGAUUCCGCCUCCCCGGGGGUGGGGGCUAGCUGCCGCCCGUCUUCCCAGCCCAUCCUGAGCCAGAGCCUCCCCAAGGAAGGGCCGGAUAAGUGUUCCAUCAGUGGGCAUGGAAGCCUCAACUCCAUCAGCCGCCACUCGUCGCUGAAGAAUCGGCUGGACAGUCCACAGAUCCGGAAGACAGUGACAGCAGGAAGGUCAAAAAGCUUCAAUAACCACCGGCCCAUGGACCCUGAGGUCAUUGCACAGGAUAUUGAGGCAACCAUGAACUCUGCCCUGAAUGAGCUGCGGGAGCUGGAGCGGCAGAGCAGCGUCAAGCACGCGCCGGACGUGGUUCUGGACACCUUGGAGCCCCUCAAGACCUCCCCCGUGGUGGCACCCACUUCGGAGCCCUCCAGCCCGCUGCACGCCCAGCUGCUCAAGGACCCCGAGCCGGCCUUCCAGCGCAGCGCCAGCACAGCGGGGGACAUCGCCUGCGCCUUCCGGCCCGUCAAGUCUGUCAAGAUGGCGGCGCCGCUCAAGCCUCCGGCCACGCGGCCCAAGCCCGCCGUCUUCCCCAAAACGAACGCCACCAGCCCGGGCGUCGGCUCCUCCGCCUCCCCACAGUCCGCUGACAAGUCUUGUACUGUCUGA